Polyodon spathula (Mississippi paddlefish) is the source of this 3205-nucleotide messenger RNA. RefSeq names its product Hermansky-Pudlak syndrome 4 protein homolog. NCBI's taxonomy places the organism in Eukaryota, Metazoa, Chordata, Actinopteri, Acipenseriformes, Polyodontidae. Gene Ontology annotation, biological process: vesicle-mediated transport. The record is from RefSeq and is a predicted model, not a curated record.
CAGCCGUCCGAGACAAGGACUGGGUGGCAGAAGAUCUGUGUUUGAAUCCCAGCUCGACCAGCGUGACUGUCAUGUAACUCGCUCACAGCCAGCUCUAUACAGCACCUGCCUCUGCACAAGAGAGGGCAAGCCUGUAGAACAGUAACAAUUGUGCUGCAGUAAAUGGCCAGCCUGAGUGGCGUGCAGCCUCCUUGGUGCAGCUGCUGCUUCCUGUAUGAUGGCUCAAAGGUGAAGGGUGAGGGGGAUCUGACCAGAGCUGGAAUCUGUUACUUCUACCCAUCUCAGACAGUUCUUGACCAGCAGGAGGUGCUGUGUGGUCAGAUCGCUGGGGUGGUGCGGUGCAUCUCUGAUCUCUCUCGUUCCCUGCCCCGCCUCAUCCGGCUCCACAAGACCAAAUUCGCUAUCCAGCUCGACGGGGACUUCCUCUGGGCACUGGGCUGUGUGACGGAAGUCCCUGACGUCAGCUGCUCUCGAUUCCUGGAUCAGCUUGUCAGGCUCUUCAGGUUCUAUCAGGGCUCGGUGCGACAGGCAUACCAGGUAAAGAGGUUUCCCCAGAUUGGAUCCCGGGAGGAGCUGUCCAGAGAUUGGGAGCUGUAUCUGGAGCAUCUCCAGCAGGGCAGCACAGAGCUCCACCAGGUCUUCAGCUCCCUGCACACCAUUGACCGCACCGAGGUCGACCCUCUGCUGCUCCUCAAGGCUGCCCUCAUCCUGCAGGCCUGCCAGCGCUGCCCCCUAGUGUUGGCUGGGUGUAUGCUGUACAAGGGACGUGUGGUCAGCACACAACUUCCCCCUGAGCUCACAGCCAAAGUGCUGGUCUGGAAGACUGAUGCCAGCAGUGAGGCUGACAAGGAGGGGGAGAGAGACCCAAAAAACUGGGACUUGAAUACAGGUGCGGGUAACAGCUCUGACCCAGAGAGGGAGUCUGUUCCCCACUCUGGACCCAGCAUUGAGAACUGCGCCAUCCGGUCCGAACCCCUGCUUCAGAGUAAUGGGCACGCUGAGUUCACAGCGGGAGCCAACGGCACUCCUCCACCUUCCCAGGAUGCACCAACACCAGGGCAGCAUGAUGCGAGUGUCCCAACAGAGGAGGGGGAGUGCAGUGCGAGCUGGGACUGGGUCACGGCUCUGGAGGAGGGCAGCCCCCCAGGGGACCCCCUGGCGGAGGUGAAGCUGUACCUGCACAGGGUGAAGGGGCUGGUCCUUUCCCUGCUGGUGGAGCGCUCCUUCCCGGGAGACCAGGAGGCAGUGGAGGCCGUGUAUCACAGCAGCCUGGCCUCUCUGAACGGUCUGGAGGUGCACCUGAGGGAGAUGCUGUCUGAAGAGCUUCCUGCCUCGAGGGGAGCCUACAGCUUCACACACUACGACUGCAUCCAGAACACCCUCACCACCAACGUGUCCUAGAGCAGCGGGGGUCCCCAAGAACGCAGCUUCGUCCGCGCCACCUCCCUCCUGCACUCGGACUUCACAAGCUGCCCGUCCCUGCACGAGGGCAUCGUCCGGAAUGCCUCCACGGCGGUGUAUGGGACCCGCAACACAUCCCAAGAGACCUUCUUCCAGCAGCUGGCAUCUCCACCGAGAAACUCAGGUGUCCCCAACCCCCAGGACCGCGCCUUCGCUCUGCAGGGGAAAGCCAAGCAGAAGCUGCUAAAGCACGGGGUCAACCUGCUGUGAGCGAGGGAACGAAUCACACUGCAGCAACCUGGACCUGAGACUCCUGUGAGCCAGGGAGCACAGUAACAAACACAGAACUUGCUGAGAGAGGAGAGACGAGCUGUCCUGAAUAGCUGCUGUGAGACGGGAGGGGUCUGUUCCUGGUGAAGACAGUGCCAGAACCAGUAUCGCUGCCCACUGCAUCCCAUCAGAGAGAAACCCCUCUUCGGCUUUCUUAUAAACUGACCAGCACUGACCACAGCAAUGCUGUUCUUGCCUUUUUAUUUUUUAUAAAGUCAAUCACAGGUAUUAUAUAGACAGACAGACACUCUGUCCUGACAAUCAAUAAAUAUUUGAUUUGGAACACUACAUUACAAGGCUCAGGCUUCAUCUCCCUGCAACAGCAGCGGUUUGUAUUCAUUAGGGCUCUGUUGAGUACCGAGUUGUCACUGUGUGCAGGACGUCAGUGGAUAGAAAGGUUAUUAAUGCAGAGAUCAGUCGAAGGCCUCUCUAGCACGGCAGGUUCCGAUCAGGCACUGAUGCACACAGCAUAGUGUAGGUAUAUUCAAAUCCCUGAGCUGCUGCAAUCCAGCUUUCCCCUUAACAUCUCAAUGCCCUGGUUUACCACACUGAGGAAAUAACCCUGUAACAUGGCUGUGCAAUUAUUAGUAUGAUGUAAUUGUUUUAUUGCUGAAGUCCGGAUCAUGUAGCUAAUAUUGCACACAGACUCUUGUAAUGCAGUUCUUUGCAUUGCUGGGUGCACGACCGGGAUCAGUUUCCCAAACAUCCCAUCAUUGAUCACAGUUGAUGAACACAGAAGCGCAGCGCUGUAACACUGGAGCGCAGAUCACAUGUCUGUUCUUUAUCAUUGAAAGAGAGCGUGGCUUUGUUUUUAACAUUGCUCUUUUUCAAUAGUAAAGAAUGACGAAUGGGAAUGUGAUCUGCUUUUUUAUGCUGCAGCGUCUCUAUGGCUUCUGUCCUGUGGAUAAGGAGCUCUCCUGGGCGGGUUUGCGCGCAGCGGUAUUGCUUAAUUUUACAGUUAAGUAUUUGGACACUUUGAGAUUAUUUAUUUGAAAUGCGCAUAAUGUGCUGACGUAAUAACGUUCGGGAAAGGUGACCCUAUUUGAACAGAAGCACCUUGUGGCUAUGUGCUAAAAGCACGAAGUGUAACAUUAACACCUUCCAGCGCAGCGUGCAAGCAUUGAUCUCGCUCGCCUGCAGGUAUACCUUAGAUUUGAGAUGGAUUGUUCCUGAUUUUUAAUAACAGGCAUACCGUAUAGAAGUAAAGUAAAUACAAUUGAAUGAAAGAAGAUUUUCCGCCACAACAUCAGUGCUCAUGCCUAAAGAAUAUAGAAGAGUUUGUUUAGUGUGUGAUCAGUCCCGUCUCUGCAAAUAGCAACAAUGAAGCGAGGCGGGCGUGGCUGCUUUACCAUUGCUAAGAACCCUCUAGAGGCAUUCUUUAAAUAUCUCAAUCCAAACGUUAUAUAUUUAACCCCAUAGUGCACUUAGAACUACUGCUUUGGAAAUUCGCAUUUGCUACAUCGCUUUGUUGCAG